AUGACUUCUGACGAGGCCUGGGAGAAAAGCCUGAAGAAUACAAGAGACUACCUCGAUAUCAACGAAUGUUUCGUCGAACUGCCGGAUUUCCAGUGGAUUCAAUGGCUGUCGAAUCAGUGGAGUUCAAAGACGACUGUCUACGAGCAUGUCUGCGCAGUUUCCUGCGCGGAAAGCCGUGUGCAGGUGCCGAGCAUCGCCCUAAAAGAUAACGCAUGUGUUUUGUCCGAGAGAACCGGUGAACGACGAUCGAGCAGCGAUCCCAAGACUGGCAGCUAUUUCGAGAACGUCUGCGCACGACCACAAGGUCAGUGUUGUGAUUGCAUGUGA
Messenger RNA from Ostertagia ostertagi, 327 nucleotides. The record is from the annotation of a GenBank genome assembly. NCBI's taxonomy places the organism in Eukaryota, Metazoa, Nematoda, Chromadorea, Rhabditida, Trichostrongylidae.